Molecule: messenger RNA, 2140 nt
Organism: Cyprinodon variegatus (sheepshead minnow)
Lineage: Eukaryota; Metazoa; Chordata; Actinopteri; Cyprinodontiformes; Cyprinodontidae
Gene: kif22
Product: kinesin family member 22
Exons: 13
Coding region: 184-2070 (628 amino acids)
Biological process (GO): DNA repair; mitotic spindle organization; microtubule-based movement
Molecular function (GO): microtubule motor activity; DNA binding; microtubule binding
Source: RefSeq, a predicted model, not a curated record
GUAGUUGGACACUUCCGGUCUCAUAGUUUGAAAAGGCGUUCGGGAAGAGGGCGAGACAACGACGGUCACAGUUGAUAAAGGGUCUUGUGAUUAUUGUUCAAACUGGAGUUUGGACAAUAGCGCACGAUUAAGACUUAGAGCCAAUGCAGUAAUAUCGGCCUUUGUUUUGGGGAAGCUUCAAAGAUGGCGCAACGCGUGGCUGGAUCAGACGGGGGGAGCAAGAAAACCUCCAGGGUUCGUGUAGCGGUACGUCUCCGUCCCUACAUGUGCGGACAGGAUGACCCAAGCGAGCAGCCGUGUGUCCGAGGCCUGGACUCCCAGAACCUGGAGAUAAUCAACUGGAGGAACGCAAUGGAGACCGUAAAGUACCAUUUUGAUGUCUUUCAUGGGGAGCAAACCACACAGCAAGAGGUUUUCCUCACUUCAGUGAAGCCCAUUCUGCCGCACAUUUUAAACGGACAAAAUGCCAGCGUGUUCGCUUAUGGGCCAACAGGGGCUGGUAAGACCCACACUAUGUUGGGAACUGGGGAGCAGCCAGGUGUGAUCCCCCGAGCUGUGCGAGAGGUUUUUAACCUGGUCAGGGCCAAAGACAAAGCCCAAGAUGACGGAUGGAACUACAGCGUUGGCAUGUCUUAUAUGGAAAUUUACAAUGAAAAGGUUCUCGAUCUUCUAUCACCAAACUCCCCAGAUUUGCCCAUCAGAGAGGACAAAGACAAGAACAUCCUCAUUCCUGGUCUCACCCACACGACGCUCUCCUCUUUCUCUGAUUUUGAGAAACUAUUUGUUCCUGCAACCCUGAACCGCACCACAGCGUCCACCAAGUUAAACCAGCGAUCCAGCCGCAGUCACGCUAUUCUGCUCAUCAAGGUGGUUCGGACUCAGAGGUCUUUACCUCACCGACAGCAGACGGGGAAACUGUACCUGGUGGACCUAGCUGGGUCUGAGGAUAACCGCCGCACCGGCAACCAGGGUAUCCGUCUGAAAGAGAGCGGUGCCAUCAACCUUUCUCUCUUCACGCUCAGCAAAGUGGUGGACGCUCUCAACUCUGGCACAGCAGUCCGCGUCCCCUACAGGGACAGUAAACUGACACGCCUGCUCCAGGACUCUCUGGGUGGCUCGGCUCACUCCGUCAUGAUCACAAACAUUGCACCAGAGUAUAAAUAUUAUUUCGACACCUUUAGUGCACUGAACUUUGCAGCCAAAUCGAAGCUCAUUGUGAACAAGCCCUUUACCAGAGAGACUGUGGCCGUUCCUGUGCUGCCAGUGAAGCGAUCCAGAGAGGAGCACGAAGCAGCAGGCUCUGGCACUGAGCCAAACAAGAAAAAGCAGAAAGAUGAGAAGAAACCUGAACAGGAUGGUUCCUCUCACUCUACAAAUUACAACAGUUUGACAGAGUUAUCUGUGAUGGAGCGACUGAUAGCUCUGGAGAAGCGGAUGAUGAGUUGCCAGGACAGAGAUGGUCAGAGUGUCCUCCAAGAUGUGGCUGAGUCACGCAGAGAGAUCCAGGAGCUCAAAGAGAAACAGAUGGAGUUUGAAAGGAAAGCCCUGCUGCUCAGUCAGUUGGCGAAGGAAAAGUCGAGCUCCACAGAGGAGCCAGUCUUCGACAACACUUCCGCUCCCCUGCAGAGGAAACGGCCAAAUGUUACGAAACUCGUUAAGCAGCAGGCCGUGGUCCAACCUCUUCAAGUGUCCCAGCGCCAGCCUCUUCAGCAGCUUCCAGUCAAGAAACAGUCGGUCUGCGUCAUUAAGAAAGAGAAGAAGCUUUCAGGCCUGGUUGAGCUCCCAGAUGGUAAGGAGAACCCAAAAGGGGUCGCCAUGGGGUUCCAACUUGAUGAAUCUGUGCUGGAUCAGUCCAAAGAGAAAAUCCUCCAUAUUCUGAACACGGGCUGCCUCAAAGACCUGAAAGGUCUGCAGCAGAUCGGUGACAAGAAGGCCAAACUCAUUCUGGGCUGGAGGGAGAUCAAUGGUCCUUUCAUAAAGUUGGAAGAUCUGAUGAACAUAGAGGGUAUGUCUGAGAAGAGAUUCUCUUCCUUCGUGAAGACAAACAUCCUGAGUUCGCUUGGAAAAUAAUUUUUUUUUUUUUUUCUAACAUGUUUCAACCAGCCUUUUUUAUUGUAAAUAAUUUCUGUGACAAAACAUA